AGGCGGAAGCGUAUUGUCAACAACUUGUACCAACCGCAUUCGCAUGCCGACUUAUUAAUAUUAAUGUCAAAGCGUUUCAAUUUUUACGCAACCUCCUCCCUUUAAACGUCCACCGGGCUUGAGCUUUUGGGCUACCAAGAGCCAAGCACACACUCAUUCAAUAAUUACACUCGCUGAUUUAUCCAACAAUUUCCAGAAAUGCUGAUCUUCAGUAUCAUCACUCUUGUGAUCCUCGGAUCACAUGCUGAUGCAUCACCCGCUAAAGGGCAUCCUAGCACGAGCUGUGAUCUGUCAGGUGCAAGACUCCAAGUGCCUGCUGAUCAGACGCAGCUCGUCGCGCCCACAUAUGCACCGAGCUUUAUCGGUAUUACUGUCGGAACGCAAAACUACACUUGUAAUGCGACCUCAUCCACAUAUGCACUUAUCGGGGCUGUCGCAGAGAUCUUCGACAGCUCAUGCUUAUAUGGCACUCCUGCUUUCGACCGUGUUCCAACCAUAGCAUAUGAUGUGUGGACUGCUACUACUGGUAUAACAAUUCAGGAAGUUAUCACCGCCCUGGAGCUCACGCCCGAUCCUGCCGUGCUGGGACAACACUAUUAUGUUCCGAACCCUAUAGGGUCCGGUUUGUCUCCAAAGUGGGACUUCACAUCAUCCGGGGUGACAGCUGGAAAUCCGAAUGCCUAUGUCAUCGGUGCCAAAAUUGGAGACUUGCCUAGUUCGAACUCGAACAAUAUUGAUGAAUUGAUGGUUAAGGCUGUUGAGGGAGAACUAGCUAGCCUAGUUUUCAGGGUGGAAACCAACGGAGGUCAGCCACCCCAUCAGUGUGCAGCAGGAGAUUCCAUCAUUACUGUCAAAUACACUUCCCAAUAUUGGCUCUUCUGAUGUCUAUAUUUCAAAACUUCACCCUACCGUCGAUAGAGUGUCUGUCGUACUGCCAUUUAUAUGCAAUAUUCUCUUUCGUCAGCUCAAAAAGCCGCAUCAACAUAAAGCCGCAAGCAAUGUGAGAGGUAGAUCGUGUAAUCGGUGUUUUGGUGCAUUGCUCCG
Messenger RNA from Suillus clintonianus, 1044 nucleotides. RefSeq lists its product as uncharacterized. The record is from RefSeq and is a predicted model, not a curated record. NCBI's taxonomy places the organism in Eukaryota, Fungi, Basidiomycota, Agaricomycetes, Boletales, Suillaceae. The transcript is spliced from 3 exons. The coding region runs from base 199 to 882 and encodes 227 amino acids.